Symbiodinium sp. CCMP2592 is the source of this 492-nucleotide messenger RNA. The record is from the annotation of a GenBank genome assembly. NCBI's taxonomy places the organism in Eukaryota, Dinophyceae, Suessiales, Symbiodiniaceae.
AUGUCGACUUGUCCUCGCGCUCGCAACGAUGGCUGGGAGACCUCCCACAGGGGGAAGCGCGGUUCGCCCUCGCCCACGCCAGUUCCGUCAAGCCGGUGGAGCUUGCCGACGUACUGGGUCGCCUCCGACUCUUCGAGGUUGCCGACCCAGAGCGUUUCUACACGCCCAUUUUUUCUGCGGGAAGGCAUCAAUCUGGUAGCGGUUGCUCAAAAUGAUGACACCGAGCACCGGUCGUCUGUGAGAGGUGUCAUCGUAGACCAUGCCCUUCAAGUCCUCGUAGACACGCGUGGCAUCAGCAUCCUCGGCGUUGUGGGGGAUGUCGAAGAUGACGGUCAUGUUCUGUGCUUUUGGCCGCACGCCUGCUUCGACCACGCUCGUUUUCCCCACCUGGCGGCGGCCGAGCACCACGAUGACUCGGAUCUCGCGCGGGGGGCUCGGCUGCGCUCGACCAUCUCCACAAGCUCCGUCCGGAGACCAGUGCGACUGACGUAG